This is a messenger RNA of Chironomus riparius, 2219 nucleotides long. NCBI's taxonomy places the organism in Eukaryota, Metazoa, Arthropoda, Insecta, Diptera, Chironomidae. The record is from the annotation of a GenBank genome assembly.
UAAAAAAUCAAAAUCAAAAACCAGCUGAACAUAAACAGUACAUAAAGAAAAUUAAAACUUAAAGUUUAGUAUAUUUUGGAUAUUCGUUGAGUUAAAAGCGAUGGAAGAGUGAUAAGAAUUGCUAUAAAUAUGAUAUUAAUAGAUAUCAAAAAGUGCAUUUAUUUAUCAACAAUUUAACAAAAUUGUGCAAAAAAGUGAUAAAUUAAAAAAGAGAGAAUGGAAUGAUAAAUUGUGUUUUUAAAAAGAAUGAUGGAAUUGGGAAUGUAAAAUCAAAUUAUUUUAAUGUCUAGAUGAGAAACGAAGAAGAAAAGAAAGUCAAAUGGUUCAGAAAAUAUCAUCAGAAGAAUUAAAAAAGCAAUAAUUAAAUUUUAUGUUUUUAGUGCUGCAAAUUAAAAGAGAAUCCGUGAAAUUAGUUUAAAAAAAAUAAUUAAUGAUAUUAAAUAGUUUAGUAUGAUUCAUAUAAUGUCAAGAAACAAGAUAAAUCUUAUUGGAAUUGUCACCAUCACACUGAGUUUUUGUGUAUUAUUAUUUUUUGCAACCAAAAAUUCAAAUUAUUACGAUGAAUACACCAAAAAAGAGAAUAUUAACUCAUUUAGACACAAUAAGCUUAAGAACAAUUAUUAUUAUUCGUCAGAAUCACAACAGCAGCAAUUAGUUACGCAAAAUUUGUCGGUAACAAUUGAGGAUGUACUCAACUUCCAGAGACAGCAACUUGCUGAUGAAAUGCAAUAUUAUGAAUAUCCAAAUGGUAGAUUUGGUGUAGAUGCUAAGAAUUUACGUGAUUUGACACCGGAGACAGGUGGAGCGCCAAUGAGAAGUGUCAUAAUUAGUACAUGGAGGAGUGGAUCGACGUUCCUAGGAGACGUUUUAAAUGCUCUGCCUGGCAAUUAUUAUCAUUAUGAGCCUUUAUUAACAUACGAUAUCGUACAGAUACGAGGUCCGCCUAAUGAUAGUAAAGCAAUUAAGAGCUUAAAAAAAUUACUUAGAUGUGAUUACACAAAUAUGCAAGAAUAUCUUGAAUUUGGACAAACACACAACUAUUUAUUCACACACAAUACACGUUUAUGGAAUCAAUGUCAUUUGUUUCCAAACUUUUGCUAUCAACCCAAGUUCCUUGAGCCUUAUUGCAAGCUGUUCCCGUUGCAAAGCAUGAAAGUCGUGAGACUGAGGUUAAAAAUCGCAGCACGUUUGCUGGAGGAUACAAGCCUAAAUGUGCGAAUUUUGUUAUUGAUUCGUGAUCCACGAGGAUUUUUACAAUCUCGAAAGCAUCGAGUGUGGUGUCCUGGAAAUGCUGACUGUGAUAAUCCUAAUAUUGUAUGCAAAGAUUUGGUCUCUGACUACAAAGCAGCUGAGAAGCUGGCUAAAAAAUAUCCAAUGACUUUUAAAGCUGUGAGGUAUGAAGAUUUGUCAUUAUCACCAUACGAUAUGACGCAAGAAGUUCUUCAAUUUUAUGGACUUGCAUUCGACGAUCGUGUUGCAGAAUUUCUUGAUACACACACAAAACAAAAUGUAGGUGGUGUGAGUUCAACGUUUAGAGACUCGAAAUCAGCGCCAUUUCACUGGACGAAAGAAUUACCGUAUAAUGAAAUUCAAUAUAUACAAGAUAGUUGUAAAUUAGCAAUGAAAUUGUGGGGUUACAAGGAAGCUUCCAACGCAAGUGAACUUUUAAAGAAUUUUAAUCCACUUUUACCAUUUCCUGAGUUCAAUUAAUGAAUAAUUUAACAAAAAUCUAAAUUUUAAGUCUUUUUUAUGUUUACGGAAAAAAAAAGUUUAACUUUUUGUGUUGAUGGCUUUCUAUAAGUUUUUGUGGUCUGUUGAUUUAUUGAUACCAAGUAAAAUUCCUCAAACCUAAGCAGUAUUUAAUAGUCAAAUUAAUAGUGAAUAUUGUUAAGAAGAAAACUUUGCCGAAAAUUUGAAUAGCAAAUUUUUAUGGCCGAAAAUUAAAGUCGCAUUCAAAUUAAUAAACAGCUUAAUUUCCAGCAGACCACAAAGGAAUAUUUUAAGCGCAUUUUUAAAGGAUAAGCAGCUUAAUAAUACACUUUGAUUGACUUGGUCAACGAAUUUAAAAAAUGUUAACUGAAAUUUGAAUUUCAGAGAAAAAGAUUUGAAAUGCUGUUAAAAAUGUAAAUGUUGAAGGGUAGUAAAAAAAUUGAAUUUCAAAAAGCUGUUAAAAAUUUAAAUGUCAAAAAACCCGUUAAAAAUUUAAAUUUUAAAUUCCC